Thlaspi arvense is the source of this 813-nucleotide messenger RNA. Lineage: Eukaryota; Viridiplantae; Streptophyta; Magnoliopsida; Brassicales; Brassicaceae. The record is from the annotation of a GenBank genome assembly.
AUGCAAGACAUUAUGAGUGCGCCUGUGAGACGUAUCGAUGAGAUUCUUGCUCUACCUUAUUCGGGGGAUGACUUCAAGUGUCAGGAAGUUCCUGUUUCUGACAAUGACGCUUGGCUCUACGAUGGUGAAGAUGAGUUAAACUCUGUUCUUCAAGAGAGGCAGAAAGAGAUGGAGUUCUAUAACUCGAAGAAGGAAAGAAAACAGAAACAAAAGGAGAAGCAAGAAGCUGGGAGCUCAUCUGAUGCAGACGUGAACAAUUUUGAUCUCGGUGAUAUCUCAAAGUCGAUAGAACAAUUCAUCAAGAAGGUAUCAAGUUACGAAGGAGCAGAAGUGCCAGAAAACAGGGAUUUCAAAGAAGUGAAUCUAGACGUCGACCGUUUCAUGAAAGAUAUUGAAUCAAUGCUGGGGAGCCAAGGUCGUCCAGAACAAGCUGCUGAUGAUGACAGUGAUGGCACAGAAGGGUCUUCCCUGGACAUGGAUUUUGAUGACUUUGAAGAUGACAGUGAAGGAGAAGAGUCUAACGGGGAUGAGAAGGAAACGUUUAUGGAAUCCUACUCUGGGGCAAUGAAUGAGGAACUUAAAAACUCAACUCUUGAGAAGAGCUUUGAACAUGUGAAUCAACAUUCUUCAAAGCAAAACGAGGGAUCAUCAAAGACUUCAGACGAUGAAUUUACACCAAUUGAUGCUGAUUUCAACCUUGUGAAGAACCUACUUGAAUCCUACUCUUCACAACAAGGACUUCCUGGUCCUGCUUCCAAUUUACUCGGACUCAUGGGUUUGCAACUUCCAAAGGAUUCCAAAGACAAACAAUAA